This is a messenger RNA of Solanum verrucosum, 1119 nucleotides long. RefSeq lists its product as uncharacterized. The transcript is spliced from 2 exons. The record is from RefSeq and is a predicted model, not a curated record. NCBI's taxonomy places the organism in Eukaryota, Viridiplantae, Streptophyta, Magnoliopsida, Solanales, Solanaceae. The coding region runs from base 1 to 1119 and encodes 372 amino acids.
AUGUCUAAAACGACAUUUCCUCCUGCGGUAACUUCCGCAAAAAAGCUUUAUACUACCCAAUAUUCAUCUUGGUGGGAGAGAUCCUAUGGAAUGGUUCUUGAGGAUAAUUUGGAUGUUAUGGUAGAGAAAUCUGGGUCAGAAUUUGUUACCCUUUUAGAAGACAAAAGUGAAGAUAUCGAGAAGACACUUUCAAAAGUCAAGACACCACUUGCUACCCAACAUCAAAGUAAGAAGCUUAAUUCCUCUAAGGUAUCCAAGAAAGAAGUAGUUCAUACUUCUACUGAUAAAGAGAAAUGUCCCCAAUUUCUCUUCUCUAGUAAACGGGCCCCUCAAGAAACAAGCAAAACUAGCAAGGAUCGAUGUUGGAAGAGGCAAAGGGUUGAACCAUCUGGGGCUGAAGUUGUUGAUUUAAGAGUAAUAGAAGUUCAGAGUGUCGAUAGUCCUUCAAGAUCAAUGACAAUUCAGAGUGACAAGGUUAACGCUGCUGGACAUCCACUAGGAUCGCCACAUGAGAUGCCACAAGUUAGCGAUGAGUCUACUGCAAUAUCAAAACCUAAGGCACAAUCAAUUUCAAAUAUUGAGCAAGAGCAAAAGACAUCAUCUACUUCUCGUGGCCAAACUUUAAAAGGGUUGACUCCUAAUUCAAAUGAGUUUUCCCGAGUUCUCCCAAAGAGUAAUGGAGCUAUGUCUGUCUUCGAAGGAAAAGGUGUUGUGUUCAACUACAAAAGAAAGUACAUCUUGGGUCUUUGGGAAGAGAUUUGUGGAAAACUUUCCAGAACUUCUCUAGACAAUAUUUCAUCUUACAAAGAUGAUAUUUGUGAGAUUUUCAAGGAGAUGAGUGAGAUAAAUUUAUUAGAUCUUUCACCAUUGAAGAGCUUGGUAGAUUCUCUUUUUGAUCAUGCUACUUCUUAUGAUCAAGUACACUCUAAUUUUGUUGACAAGGCGCAUGAAGAUAAGAAGAUGGAGUUGAUUUCCAAUGCCAAAGAGCGUCUCAAAUUUUUCAAAGUAGAAGAAGGUGAGAAGGCAAAACAUGUUUCCUCUAACAAGAAAUCACUAAAGAAGGUUAAGCGUAAGCUAGCAACUUUACAAGGAGAGCGAGAGGGACUUGAAGUUGUUUAA